AUGGCUGCGGCGCUCUGGCUGCUCUUCUGGCUGCUCCAGUUCGGGCCGCCCUGGCGAGUGCUGGGUCAGCAGGACCCAGGCUUGGGCCGGCGCUUCUCGGAGCACAAGCUGUGCGCAGAUGAGGAAUGCAGCAUGCUAAUGUACCGUGGUGAAGCCCUCGAAGAUUUCACAGGCCCAGACUGUCGUUUUGUGAAUUUAAAAAAAGGAGAUCCUGUAUAUGUCUACUAUAAACUGGCAGGGAGAUCACCUGAAGUUUGGGCUGGAAGUGUUGGGCGUAUUUUUGGAUAUUUUCCAAAGGAUUUAAUCCAGGUAGUUCAUGAAUACACUAAAGAAGAGUUACAAUUUCCAACAGAUGAGACAGAUUUUGUUUGUUUUGAUGGGGGAAGAGAUGAUUUUGAUAAUUAUAAUGUAGAAGAACUUUUAGGCUCUUGGGAAUUAUAUGAUUCUGCAACUGAAGACUCCCAGAAAGCAAUCAAACAUGUAGGGAAAUUUCUUGAAGUAUCUGAGGAAAGUAACCCUGAACACGAACCCAAGGAAGCCAACUUAGAGGCAAGUGAAAGUGUAUUCUCUGAAAACACGAAGGAUCUAGAGGAAAGACUUGAGGUUCCUAAGAAUCACCAUCACACAAACAGUCAAACAGAUAAUGCUCAAGGACAGCAAUCUUCAUUUGACCCUUUGGAAGAAAUGUUGCAAGAAAAGUUAAAAGUGGCAGGAAGUGAAAACAACAAAAUCAGCAAUGGUUCUCAAAUCUCAGAUGGACAGGAGAAGACUGACACUUACAAACUUUUGAAAAAAGAAAUGACUCUGGACUUGAAAACCAAAUUUGGCUCAACUGGUGAUGCUCUUGUAUCGGAUGAUGAAACAACUAGACUUGUUACUUCAUUAGAAGAUGACUUUGAUGACGACUUGGAUGCUGAGUAUUACGCAGUUGGAAAAGAGGAUGAGGAGAGCAUAGAGAACUUUGAUGAUCUACCAUUACUAAGCUUUACAGAUAGAGAAGAGAUGAAAACUCCAGAGAAAUCAGAAGUUGAGAAGUAUUCAACAGAUAAAGAGCAGAAGUCAAAUGAAGAGGGUGUAACGGAGAUAGCUCAGCCCCCGGGCAUCAGAGAAGAUGACAAAAAUAUACUAACCUCCUUGGGGGAUACUAUUUUCUCUAUAGUCACAGGAAAUGAAGAAAAACCAGGAAUGAUGGACUUAGAGAGUUCUAAUUCAGAGGAAGAAACAGAAGAUGAUGUGUUAAUCCUAGACAGCAAAAGUGGGGAAGCACAACCAGCAAUAGGUUCUACCGACCCUGAAAAUACAGAAGAUAGUCUUUUGAUUGUAGAAGUUCCUAAACCAAAUGACAACAAAGACCCAGAAAUGGACACAGAACUUGAGGUUAAAGGAAAAGACCGAAAUGCUCAGGAAUCCAAGAGGAGCCUGAUACAAGAUCAGACGGAAUUAGAGGAUAAGAAGCAAGAA
This is a messenger RNA of Chrysochloris asiatica (Cape golden mole), 1461 nucleotides long. RefSeq names its product melanoma inhibitory activity family, member 3 (gene MIA3). Gene Ontology annotation, cellular component: endoplasmic reticulum exit site; endoplasmic reticulum membrane. The annotation marks the transcript as partial. Gene Ontology annotation, molecular function: protein binding. The record is from RefSeq and is a predicted model, not a curated record. Gene Ontology annotation, biological process: protein secretion; endoplasmic reticulum to Golgi vesicle-mediated transport; vesicle cargo loading. The transcript has 4 exons. Lineage: Eukaryota; Metazoa; Chordata; Mammalia; Afrosoricida; Chrysochloridae.